This is a messenger RNA of Oryza sativa Japonica Group (Japanese rice), 3341 nucleotides long. RefSeq names its product disease resistance protein RGA4-like. The record is from RefSeq and is a predicted model, not a curated record. Lineage: Eukaryota; Viridiplantae; Streptophyta; Magnoliopsida; Poales; Poaceae. Gene Ontology annotation, molecular function: ADP binding. Gene Ontology annotation, biological process: defense response to other organism.
CUAGCCCCAGCCCCAGCCCCAGGCCCCAGAUAGUUUCGAGUGAAUUAGUGAACAGUCGGCUGGGGAGGUUGGGCAAUGGAUAUUUUCCGUGCCGUUGAGUCUGCCAGCGUGAAGAUCUUUGAUCUGAUCAAAACCGAGUAUGAGCUGAGAAACAAGAUGGAGAAUAAGAUCAAGUCCAUUAGUUUGGUUAUGAAUAUGAUGAAUGUCUUUAUCAGCAGUUCAUCAAGGAGCAAAGCCGAGGCCUUUGGUGAGAAAUGGGUCAUGCAGCUCCAAGAAUUGCUGUACGACAUGGAGGAUGCCCUAGAUCUGAUGGGUCCCAAGACUAAAGUCUCGUUUCCCAAACGUGCUCUGCGCACGGUGGGCUUGAUGGAUCCCCGACCUCAGCACAUCCUCCUGAUCCAGGAGUUAGAUGAAAGGCUGAAAAUACUGCUGGAGCUAUGGGAUCAGUUCAGAGAUCAAAGCGGAGAGGAUACACCGGCGACGACGAAGCCGGACGAAACUGCCGGUCCCAGAGUUCCCUUGGGCUGCAGGCUUGCCCCAGUGGGCAUCCAGCACCACAAGGAUGAUCUUAUUGACCUGCUUCAGCAUGUCGAUGGCCAACCGAAGCAGCUGAGGGUGAUCUCCAUCGUGGGGUUCCGCGGCGUCGGGAAGACCACCCUCGCUAAUGAAGUGUACUGCCACGACGACGGUUCCGAUGGCGAGCCGUUCGACUGCAAGGCCUUCGUGCGGGUGGCGUGGUCGGCGCCACUAGCAGCGGAGAGCAAAGACGAUGCAGCCAGACUCCUCAAGGAAACUGUCUAUCAACUUCAUUGUGCGUCGGCCGAUAUCAACGACAACACCGAUAUCAUGACAUUGCGCGAAACUAUCUGCAAAUUCCUCGAGGACAAGAGGUAUCUGAUUGUGAUUGAUGAUGUGCGGAAAGACGAAGUCUGGGCGGAGAUCGAAGGCGCCUUCCCCAAGGAGAGCAGCAGCCGAAUAAUCGUGACGACGAGCGUGCAAUCCGUGGCCAAGAAGUGCAGCUUGGGCGGUUUCAUGUACAGGCUGGAAGGACUCAACGAGGUCGACUCCGAUAAACUGCUCUGGCAGCUGGUCGGCUGCGAUCGAAACGAGCUUCCUCAGGACGUGCAGUCCCACUCGGUUGACAUCGUGCGAAAGUGCGACGGUUUGCCGCUUGCGCUCACUGGCGUGGCGGAGUACGUGCGGCUCAAGCUGGAGGAUCUGAGACGGGGGGAGCUGAGAUGCAGCGCCAUCGUUCGUGACCUGGGAAACAACCUCGCAGGCCGGCUGCAUAACGCGGCCUUCAAGGCGGCGCACGCGACGCUGAAGGAGUGCUACGAAGGUCUGUACAGCCACGACCUCAAGACGUGCCUGCUGUCGGUGAGCAUGUUCCCCAAGAACUACAGCAUCAGGAGGAAGAGCUUGGUGCGGCGGUGGAUGGCGGAACAGCUGGUCCCCGUCCCCUUCGACGGCCAGGAACACGCGAGCACGGUUGCCGAUAAGAAUUUCGAGAAGCUGGUGGACCGGAUCAUGAUUCAGCGUGCGGACGACGAGGAGGACCCAGCGCCAGCAGUGGUGCCGGGGGCAGUCAAGAACAAGUGCCGGGUCCAAGGUGUCCUGCUCGAUUUCCUUCACAACAAGUCGGUCUCCAGCAAGUUCGCCAGGCUAAUCCAGAACGGGGAACACCUGCAGACCACCAGCGGCGACAAUAACCUCGGCCCCCGCCGGCUAGCCAUCGUCUAUGAUCCUAAGGCUAACAGGGCCGGCGGGGGCAACAGCAACAAGGCUAAGCUGGCGGAGAUGGUGGAAGGCUUAGACCUGUCCCACGUCAGGUCGCUUACUGCCGCGGGGACCGAGCUGUCGGACUUCAAGUUGAAACGCUGCAAGGUGCUGCGCGUCCUGGACCUGGACGGGUGCACCGGCAUCACCGGCGGCGUGCUCCGCAGAAUCUGCAAGCUCAAGGUCCUCAGGUACCUCAGCCUCAGGGGCACCACCAUCGAUGCCUGCGGUCUCCCCGCGGAGAUAGCGGAGAUGCGCUUCCUUGAGACGCUGGACGUCCGGGACAUCGUGAUCGUGGUGCGGGGCUCCAAGUCAAAGGCGGAGGAGGACCACGUGGCCACCAUCACCCUGCCUUGCAACGUCCUCUGUCUGCCUUACCUCAAGUACCUUUUUGGCGCCUUCGAGCUGCCACGCGACAUCGCAGGCCCAGCUCGCGGUGGCCUAGCCUUGUGGCCGAAAGCUGCUAGAGCGAGUGGUGGCGCUGCUGCCCAGGCCUGCAAGCUACACACUCUCGCCGGCAUCUUCAUUGGUGGGGGCGAUAGAGAGGGGCACCAGCGCCUGCAGAACUUGUUCGGUCUCAUGCACCAAGACCGGUUGAAGAAGAUUAAGAUAUGGUGGAACAAGAAGGGCGUCAAGGGAUCCAAACCCAAGCCAACCACCGCUCACACUGACCUUCUGGUCAAGUUUCUCGAGAACCGAUGCUUCACCCUCGAAUCUCUGUCCCUUGAUUUCGGCGACGAAUCCCUCGACUUCCUGGAUUUCGCCCCCGUGAAUGCCCAUCUUCCGUGCAAGAUCGAGUCCGUCAAGCUACGCGGCAAGCUGAGCAAACUGCCAGCCUUCAUCACCGCAAAUGAACAUACGAUGCUAGACCACGCUCUCUCCAAGCUAUACCUCUCAUACACGGGCUUGAGCUGCGAAGCCCUAUUGCUCCUGCAGUGCCUUCCAAAUCUCAAGUACCUGAAGCUCAUCGAAGACAACAGCAACUUCACGGACGGCACACUCACGCUCAACGACGCACGCGGGUUCCGGAGCCUUCGGGGUCUCCACGUGCAGGCCCCCAAGCUUCCCAAGGUGAUAAUCGUCGUCAGCGGCAAAGACAAAACCGUCGCCAUGAAACACCUCACCACCCUCCAGCUCCUCUGCAAAGACAUCAGCGGAUUCCAGGCUGCUCACAUCGAUUACUUCCAUCGGCUGGAGCAAGUGGUGCUCCUUAAAUCAUCCCUCGACAUCAACGAGAAGACGGCCAUGGAAUGGGAGGAGGCGAGAAAGAAGCACAUGAACAGGCCUAGAAUUGAUACUAUAGAGUGUAGAGGUCAAGAUCAGUGAUCAUCAAGCUUGACGACGACAUCCACCAGCAGCAGCAGCAGAACCAUCUCACCACCACCGGCACUCCCAUCACCGGGCCACCAGCAAGGGUUCGAGAUUUCAUAAUGAUAUCUCGAGAAAUAAAUUAGUCCAAAUUUGGGGCUUGAACCCUGAUAGGAUCUUAAUUAUCUAGGUGAAGAAUAUAAAAUCCAUUUUUAUUUUUCAAAAAGAAAAUAAAAGACUCUAUCGAUUCCUAUGUA